GGGCCGCGUCGGCCAGGGAGGCCAAAACACCGCAGUGAACGCCCUCCUCUAUCACGCAAUGAACCUCAUGGCGCAACUAUCCGGUGUCCUCGAAGCCGACCAAGACAAAGCAAACAUCUGGACCACCAUGGCCGAAAAGCUCAAAAUCUCCGUAAACAAGCUCCUCUACGACGAGCAACAAGGAAUGUUCUACGACAACACCACAUCCGCCGGCCAUGCCCUCUACCCGCAAGAUGAAAACGUCGCAGCAAUAAAUUUCAACCUCACAACCUCGCACAAUCAAUCUCUAACAAUCGCAGAGAACCUCUAGCGACGACUAACCAAGUACGGAGCUCCAUCUCCUGAGUACUGGGCCGGUGUAUUUUUUACUGGCUAAUGUGGUUGGCCUCCGCGCUACUGCGCUAGAUGUCCCCAGUAAAGAUGGUGAUUGGGUGUUUCAGCCUUCUGUCCAGGGGUCGGAGUUGAUGUGGGCGAGGGGCGGAUUUAACACGAGUCAUGGGGGUUUCGGAGCUAAGUGGGAGAUUGGAGAAGACGAUAGCUUUUCUGCUGAAAUGCUCGUUUCUGAUAGGUUGCAAGGCACAGUUUAUGCUCCAAUGAUGGGUAAUCAGCGUGCGAAUAUCACGAUUAACGGAAGGCCAUAUAUAGAUUCGAAUAUAUUUAACGGAU
This is a messenger RNA of Aspergillus glaucus CBS 516.65, 666 nucleotides long. RefSeq lists its product as uncharacterized. The annotation marks the transcript as partial. NCBI's taxonomy places the organism in Eukaryota, Fungi, Ascomycota, Eurotiomycetes, Eurotiales, Aspergillaceae. The transcript has a single exon. Gene Ontology annotation, biological process: trehalose metabolic process. Gene Ontology annotation, molecular function: alpha,alpha-trehalase activity. The record is from RefSeq and is a predicted model, not a curated record.